This is a messenger RNA of Hypomesus transpacificus, 2737 nucleotides long. RefSeq names its product netrin-4. The coding region runs from base 399 to 2300 and encodes 633 amino acids. Gene Ontology annotation, biological process: basement membrane assembly; cell migration; substrate adhesion-dependent cell spreading. Gene Ontology annotation, molecular function: protein binding. The transcript is spliced from 10 exons. Gene Ontology annotation, cellular component: laminin trimer. The record is from RefSeq and is a predicted model, not a curated record. Lineage: Eukaryota; Metazoa; Chordata; Actinopteri; Osmeriformes; Osmeridae.
CUCUCCAUUAAAAACUGAUAAUCAUGAACAUUUGAGCGGAAGUAACAGGAUUUAUGAAUAGAUGGAGCUAAACAAUAGUUACAUAUAAAACAUUUUUAAAUGGAAACAUCCUCCCUUUUUAACAUGCUAUUGUCCUGAAUAUUUUCACUCGGAUUAUCGAAUGUCUUUUAAUCAAUCCGACUACGCAUUAUGGACCACCAACCACAAUCAAGAUGCUUCCUGUUCGACAUUAAAAAGGACUGAAUUAAAUCAUCGAUCAGACUAGACCAAUGGAUACAAAUUCCAAUACAGUGAUAAGUGCUCGUCCUUUGACUAAACAAAUGUAAACCCAAAUUGGCAUCAGAUAGGAUACUUUGUUAUGUAGAAUACCUUUGCUGGGAAAUCACCUCAGAAUAGAGAUGCCUGCAAUUAACUAUGCGCUGUUCCUUAUUGUUAUGCACAGCGGAACAGCCUCCAGGUGUGUGGACCAUGCUUGCAGUCCUCCUCUGGGCAACCUAGCCAGUGGUCGGAGCCUCCGCACUCUUUCAGGCUGCUGUGGAAAUAGCUCCCAGGACACCCCAUGCCCCUCUCCUCACCACGUCUGCUCUGAGCAACUCCACCCACCUGCCCACAUGGCGGACAAUCCCUUCCUGCACCCAGACACCUGGUGGAAGUCCAGGGCUAGUGCUGGGCAACAGGAUGAGAUCCAUCUAGACCUAGAGACCAAAUUCUUCCUGACCCAUGUGAUCCUGCUGUUUCAUUCCCCCCGACCUGCCGCCAUGGCCAUAGAGCGAUCCCAGGAUUAUGGCCGGACCUGGGAGACGCUGAAACUGUUUGCUAAAAACUGCAUUCGGGAGUUUGGACUUCCUGACGACAGCAGUCACGCAGGGUCUCUGUGUACUUCCCGCUACUCCAGUGCCACCACAUGCAGCAGAGGGGAGGUGAUAUAUCGGGCGCUUGGCCCGGGUGAUGGUGGAGUACUUGACCCCUACAGUCCCGAGGCCCUGGUCCAGCUGACACUGACAAGCCUCCGCAUACGGCUCAUCAAGGCCCAGGCCUGCCAGUCUUCUUCAUCCUCAUCUUCUUCCUUGAGCCCCUCAGUGGGACCCACCAACCCUCUCAGGGUCGGGAGUGCUUUACCCUCCCAGUCCAUAUCAGAGUCCUCAGCCACACCAUCCUUUUCCAUUUACACCCUACUGGCUACAGGGACAUGCCUGUGUCAUGGCCAUGCAGAGCAAUGUGUGCGACACAAUAGCAGCCAGGAGACACCAGAGGACGGCAACAUGGUUCCAGGCAGGUGUGUGUGUAUUCACCACACAGCAGGGGAACACUGUGAACGGUGUGCCCCUCUGUACAAUGACCGUGCCUGGAGGCCAGCCAAUGGCAGCAGUGGGGAGCCACACCCCUGCCAGAAAUGUGAGUGUCACAGCCACGCCGACAGCUGUCACUUCUCCAAGAGGGCAUGGCUCUCCUCAGGGGGUAGGAGCGGGGGGAUCUGUGAGAACUGCCGACACAACACAGCUGGACGCAAGUGCCAGCGAUGUCGCCCUGGUUACCACCGCCAUCCGACCAUGCCCCUCAACUCCCCCUAUGCAUGCACACGUUGCAGGUGUGACUCAGUGGGGUCAUUGUCAGGCCACUUUGGGCAGAAGGGCCCGUGGUGCCACUCAAGGAGUGGGCAGUGCCCCUGUAAGCCUGGUGUUGGGGGCACCAGCUGCAGCCACUGCCUCCCUGGGUACUGGGAAUAUGGGGAGGAGGGGUGCAAACCAUGCACUUGUCCUCUGAGCUGUGAUCCAUUCACAGGUCACUGCCUUGACAGCUUCAGGAAUAACCAGGUUUUUAACGUGCCCAUUGGUGGAAAGAUUCCUGAUGUGGACAUUUUGACGACUAAUGAGGGUAAGGCUUUGUGGCCAAAGGAGCUUGCCGUCUCUGCGCUGCAUUACACAGGGAAAUGUAGCUGUAAGGAGAAAAAACUGAGUGUAUCUGACCUUUGUAAGACCAAACAUGACUAUGUGAUAAAGGCCAGUGUGUUAUCUGCUCAUGACAAGGGGAGCCAUGCUGAGGUUCAGGUCAAAGUUCACAAGGUUCUGCGAUCAGGACGGGUGACUCUGUCCCAGGGCACUCUUAGUCUCUUUCCGUUGCCUUGGACCAGCCGAGGGUGCACCUGCCCCAUCCUAAACCCAGGUGUGGAGUACCUGCUGGCAGGCCCUGAAGAGGCAGGGACGGGGCGACUGCUGGUCACCAUGCAGAGUGUGGUGGUGCCCUGGUCCCCUCAACUAGGGGUUCACAUAGCAGAGGGCCUCAGACACAGCUGCCCAUGACCAAUGAACUGUUCAAACCCUGGACAUAGAGGGGCACUCAGAACAGAAAUGGACUGUAGUCAAACUGAUUACUCCGCUAAUCUACUACAUUUCAGUGAAGGUCACUGGUUACCACUUUUCCCAACGUAAACAUUCUGCCAUUCUGUAAACUUGAUGAGAUGAACUCCAGAAUGAAGUGAAUAUGAAAGGUGGUUCCACGAGUCAUCUCUCAGACAUCGGCAGAAAUGAUUUUUUCUGGAAUCCAAUGAAUGCUUGAGUAGUUAAACGUGGUCACUUAAGUGUGAACUACAACACAUAAUGAACCUGGAAUGCAGGCUUGAUAGCUUUUUCUAACAUUUAGUUUAAAAACAAUAUAAUUAUAUAGCCUACAACUAAACAUAUUAACUACAGGAGUCACAUUCCAACUUGGAUUUGCCUCAAUACAUUUUGAUAAUGUU